This is a messenger RNA of Closterium sp. NIES-65, 897 nucleotides long. The record is from the annotation of a GenBank genome assembly. Lineage: Eukaryota; Viridiplantae; Streptophyta; Zygnematophyceae; Desmidiales; Closteriaceae.
AUGUGGGGUCUCAGCUGCAGCAGGUGUGGUUGUAGCAACAGCAUCAACGUGAAAGCAUGGUUGUUUAAGGGGUUCAAGCUGAAAUGGCAUGGCGGUAGUAACAGCAUCAAUGUGCAUGCAGUAACACUCGAGGGCAGGAGGGGAGGAGGGGAGGAGGCAGAAAGGGAGGGAGGGACGAAGGGAAGAAAAGGAGGAGGAAAGAAGGGAAGGACGGAAGGGGGAAGCAGUGAAGGAUACAAGGGAGGGUGCUGUGUGGGAGAGGAUCGUCACCACAUGGCUCGGAGCAUGGCUCGCCUUGUCAGUACGCAACAUGCUUGCCAAGGGAUGGUGCUUUCUCGUAGAGGAGGUGCUGUGCGAGUGAGGCUCCUCACCCCUUGCCUCGGAGCAUGGCAGCACAGUGGCGGCACGGGGGUGGGAGGAGCAAGGCAGCACAACGGGUUGGAGUGGAAGAGGUUCAAGCCAAAGUGGAAGACCCCCUUCUCCUCCAUCGCUCCUCUGGCUUGCCUCUCUCUCCUGUUUUUCUUCUGCUGUCUCUCUGCUGCUGUACUAAAUGCAGUGUCUCUCUGCAACCUGCUUCUCUGCACCCUGCUUCUCUGCAUCCUGCUUCUCUGCACCCGGACUGAAGCAGCGAUGGCAGCUGAAGCAGCAACGGCAGUGCAAGAGAGAGAAUUAUCUCAGCUGGGGCAAGUGAGUUCAAACCCUUCCCGAUCGCUUGAGCUGAAGCAACAACGGGCAGUGCAAGAGAGGGCAUGUGUGUUUCAGAUGGAGCAGAUGAGAUCCAUACGUUCCCUGUCGCUUCCCCUUGACACUUACCCCUCCUUCAACUUCCAUUCUGUCCUCCGUGGUCGCAAAGGGGAGUGUGUGGGGUUUCUACUGCAUUUCGACAUCCGUUCUUAA